Glossina fuscipes is the source of this 4787-nucleotide messenger RNA. RefSeq names its product toll-like receptor 7 (gene 18w). The record is from RefSeq and is a predicted model, not a curated record. The transcript has a single exon. Gene Ontology annotation, biological process: signal transduction. The coding region runs from base 154 to 4356 and encodes 1400 amino acids. Lineage: Eukaryota; Metazoa; Arthropoda; Insecta; Diptera; Glossinidae. Gene Ontology annotation, cellular component: extracellular matrix. Gene Ontology annotation, molecular function: protein binding.
AAGAAAGGAAAUAAUAGAAAAACGACAGAAGCCUUAAAGCAAUAUUAAUUAAAUUAAACUAGAAGGGCUUUUAUAGUCCGUGAAACUUUAUUAAAAAAAGAAAGAUUGAAUCAAUCCUUUAAACCACCGCCUUCUCGUUCAAAUUCUUUGAAAAUGCAAUUCUACGCAAACGUAUUGUUUUUAUUAAGUGUUUUGGGUAGUGCUUGUUCGCAAUGCUCAUGGGAAUUCGUACGCACGACAAUGGAUAUUAAAUGUAAUUUGCGUGCAAUUGAUCCAACGGCUCCUUUGGAUUUGCAAGUCGCCGAAACGGCUACACGUUUACAAAUCGCUUGCUCUAGUGAUGUUUUACACGCAAGUGAAUUGCCUUCGAAUGCUUUCGCGCGUUUACAAAAACUUUCCGAAUUGCAUUUGGACUCGUGCAAAAUGCAACGUAUUAACGCGAACGCCUUUGAAGGUCUUAUGUCUUUGAAAAGCCUAACGGUACAAACUUAUAAUGCUAUUUGGGGUCCCGGUAAGACGUUGGAAAUAUUACCUCAAUCAUUUUACGGUUUACGCGAACUAAACGAACUGCAUUUGGGUGAUAAUAAUAUACGUCAACUACCGGAAGGCGUUUGGUGUGCAAUGCAAAAUUUGCAAAUUUUAAAUUUAACUAUGAAUCGUAUACGAGCGGCCGAUAGUUUAGGGUUUUCGGAGAAACUUUGCACCCUAAAUGGGGCCAGUGGUGGAGCAGAAUUACAAAUUCUCGAUGUAUCAUAUAAUGAAUUGAGGGCUUUACCUGAUGUCUGGGGAGGCUCACGGCUACGACGUUUGCAACAAUUAAGCCUUCAGCAUAAUAACAUUACCACUUUAGCAGCCAAUGCUUUGGCUGGUUUAAGUUCAUUGCGCGUUCUUAACUUAUCCUAUAAUCAUUUGGAAACUUUACCAUCCGAAGCUUUUGCUGGCAAUAAAGAAUUAAGGGAAAUUCAUUUACAAGGCAACGAGUUGUAUGAUUUACCGAAAGGUUUGUUUCAUCGUUUGGAACAAUUGUUGGUUUUGGAUUUAAGCGGCAAUCAAUUAACGUCUCAUCAUGUUGACAAUAAUACAUUUGCUGGCUUAAUACGUUUAAUAGUGCUUAAUUUGGCUAAUAACGCUUUGACACGCAUUGGUUCGAAGACAUUCAAGGAAUUGUAUUUUCUGCAAAUCUUGGAUAUGCGCAACAAUUCUAUUGGCCAUAUAGAGGAUGGUGCUUUCUUGCCUUUGUAUAAUCUGCAUACAUUGAAUUUGGCCGAAAAUCGUUUACAUACAUUGGAUAAUAAGAUAUUUAACGGGCUUUACGUGCUAACAAAACUCACGUUAAAUAAUAAUCUCGUUAGCAUAGUAGAAACGCAAGCCUUUCGAAACUGCUCAGAUUUAAAAGAGCUUGACUUGAGUUCCAAUCAAUUGGCCGAGGUACCGGAAGCUAUACAAGAUCUUAGCAUGCUGAAAACUUUAGAUUUAGGAGAAAAUCAAAUUUCCGAUUUCCGAAAUGGAACGUUUAAAAAUUUAAAUCAGCUAACUGGCUUGCGUUUAAUAGAUAAUCGCAUUGGUAAUAUUACCAUUGGCAUGUUUACUGAUUUGCCACGUUUGAGUGUUCUGAACUUAGCUAAAAACCGCAUACAGGCCAUUGAACGCGGCGCCUUUGACAAGAAUACGGAAAUCGAAGCCAUACGAUUGGAUAAGAAUUUUUUGACAGAUAUUAAUGGAAUUUUUGCUACCCUGGCUUCGUUGCUAUGGUUAAAUCUGUCAGAGAAUCAUUUAGUGUGGUUCGACUAUGCCUUUAUACCGUCAAAUCUUAAAUGGUUGGACAUCCACGGUAACUACAUCGAAGCAUUAGGUAAUUACUAUAAACUGCAAGAGGAGAUACGUGUAACGACUUUAGAUGCCAGUCAUAAUCGUAUAACCGAAAUUGGUGCUAUGUCUGUGCCAAAUUCUAUUGAAUUACUAUUCAUCAAUAACAAUAUCAUAAGUCAGGUGCAGUCUAACACAUUUGUCGAUAAAAGUAAAUUGACUCGUGUCGAUUUAUAUGCGAACGUUUUGUCAAAGUUGACUUUAAAUUCCUUGCGGGUGGCUCCUGUUACUGCUGAUAAACCGGUGCCUGAGUUCUAUUUAGGUGGUAAUCCCUUUGAAUGCGAUUGUUCAAUGGAAUGGUUGCAACGCAUUAAUAACAUGACCACCCGCCAGCAUCCUCGCAUUGUCGACUUAGCCAAUAUUGAAUGUUUAAUGCCACACAGUCGCAACUCACCCAUACGGCAAUUGUCUGCUUUAAGCAGCAGUGACUUUGUGUGCAAGUACGAAUCGCAUUGUCCGGCUACUUGUCAUUGCUGCGAUUUUGAGGAAUGCGAUUGCGAAAUGGUUUGUCCGGACAAUUGCACUUGUUUUCAUGACGCGACAUGGUCUACGAAUAUUGUGGAUUGUGGAAAACAAAAUCGUAUUAGUUUGCCGCAACGUAUACCGCACGACGUUACGGAUCUUUAUUUGGAUGGCAACAAUUUGCCAGCCCUCGAUAAUCAAGUGUUUGCUGGCAAGCGCAUCUUACGGGCACUCUAUCUGAAUUCAUCGAAUAUCGUUGCCAUUUCGAACGGAACUUUUGUCGAGCUCAAUAUGUUACGCGUAUUACAUCUGGAAAAUAAUAAAGUGCAGACGUUAGAAGGCUAUGAGUUUCGACAAUUGUCGCUGUUGCGUGAAUUGUAUUUGCACAAUAAUCUCCUAACGCAAAUUUCGAAUGCGACCUUCGCGCCAUUGGUAUCGUUAAAAGUGUUGCGUCUAGAUAAUAAUCGUUUAACAUCAAUGCCCAUAACUCAAUUAUCCAACCUGCAGUAUCGCAAUAACCUGCAAGGACUAACUAUAGGACGUAAUGCAUGGUCUUGCCGCUGUCAAUUUUUACAAGCUUUAGCUCCAUUCGUGACUGAUAACGCCAUUAUCAUACGCGAUGCUCAGGAUAUCUAUUGUGUGGACAAUGGAGUGAAGCGGGAGUUGGAUUUAUUUACCCAAAAUGGUGUUGACUGCAAUGAGUUGCUGGAAAAUGCCAGCAAUAUGGCUUCGCAGGAUAUAUCCGGCGGUUAUGUCCCUUUACUGGCAGCAGUUCUCGUUCUAAUUUUCCUUAUUGUCGUGCUUAUAGUGGUAUUUGUCUUCCGCGAGUCCGUUCGCAUGUGGUUAUUUGCCCAUUACGGGGUACGAGUAUGCGAACCGAGAUUUGAAGACGCUGGAAAAUUAUACGAUGCCAUCAUUUUACAUUCAGAAAAGGAUUAUGAAUUCGUUUGCCGCAAUAUUGCUACAGAAUUAGAACAUGGGCGACCUCCAUUUCGCUUAUGUAUACAACAAAGAGAUUUACCGCCACAAGCAAGUCAUUUACAAAUUGUGGAGGCAGCACGAGCCUCACGUAAGAUCAUAUUAGUAUUGACUCGUAAUUUGUUGGCUACUGAAUGGAAUCGUUUAGAGUUUCGUAAUGCUUUUCACGAGGCACUAAGAGGUUUGGCUCAGAAAUUAGUUAUUAUUGAAGAAACCAAUGUUUCUACCGAAGCAGAAGACGUCGCUGAACUGGCCCCUUAUUUAAAAUCAGUGCCUUCUAAUCGUCUAUUAACGUGCGAUCGUUAUUUUUGGGAGAAAUUAAGGUAUGCCAUACCCAUUGAAUUGUCGCCACGCGGUAACAAUUAUACCCUAGAUCAUCAUGAGCGUUUUAAACAGCCAGUAUCGCCUGGGGUACUAUUUCGGCAAGCACCGCCCCCACCGGCCUACUAUCAAGAAGAUAUGGAUGCUAAUUAUUCGUCAGCUACUACGGCUACACCGUCACCACGCCCCAGCCGUCACGGACAGCGUUUAGUCGAUGCCAUACCCAUGAGGCCGCCUAGUGAACAUAUCUAUCACAGCAUAGAGUCCGAGUAUAGUGCUUACGAACAACAGGAAGCUUUAUCUAUGAUACCGAAUGGUAGUAGUGCAGCUAGUUUUCAUCAUCAUCAUCAACAACAUCAUUUAGCGGCACCAAGUAACGCGUUUCGCCAUAGCAACAAUCCGCGGCUGUCAGUGGUUGGCGGUCAACAACAGUGGCGUCCCAGUAUAAGUAAUACCGCGACCAAUCAGCAAGCAACAGCCCCGGUACAUUUGCGUACAGGCAGUAAUUUAAGUCAGGCUAGCACCAGCACACAAUCAACUGCCGCUACAGCGCAAACUCCCCAACCACAAGCCUCUACAUCGGCAGCUGCUGCCACAAUAUCAGGUGUAAGUUCAACAACCACCAACGAGGGUUCACAAUCGGCGUCGUCAUGCAGUGGCACAGCGGCUACGGCAAACGCAACAACAACAACUGCGAAUAAAAACAAUAGUCAGGCAUUUUUAGUGUAAGAUCGCAAUAGCUUUCGACAAAAGACAACAAAUGACAGAGAAAAGGAAAGGGGAAACGCACACGUACACGUAUGCUUGGUGUGCGAUGAGUGUUUUGUUUUGUUUUUGCGCAAAUCAACCUCAACGCGAAAAGCAACGCAAGUAACCAACCAACCAAACAGACAGUCAGCCAACCAGCCAGUCAGCCAGCCAGCCAUUAAGGACGCCAUAUUUAUGGUAACGUAAUUUAAAAAAAAAAGCGCCAUUUGUAUAUAGAGUAAAAUAAAAUUAAAGCAAGAACAACAAUAACAAAAGUAAAAACCGAAAAAAGACAAAGAACACGACACGCAAUUGCAGAGAAUACGCGCUUAAGCGUAAAAUGACAACGUAAAUAAUGAGUGAAGAUGCAAAGAAGCGGAAGCAAAACACUAAGUGAUAUGGUGACAAAAAAA